Messenger RNA from Aspergillus clavatus NRRL 1, 1578 nucleotides. RefSeq names its product septin AspB (gene aspB). Lineage: Eukaryota; Fungi; Ascomycota; Eurotiomycetes; Eurotiales; Aspergillaceae. Gene Ontology annotation, biological process: cytoskeleton-dependent cytokinesis. The transcript has 3 exons. Bases 1 to 1578 code for a protein of 525 amino acids. The record is from RefSeq and is a predicted model, not a curated record. Gene Ontology annotation, molecular function: molecular adaptor activity; GTPase activity; GTP binding. Gene Ontology annotation, cellular component: cell division site; cytosol; septin complex.
AUGUCGACUCCCACGCAACAAACAAUGGAAGAAUACAUACCUUCAGAAUCCCCAAGUCCUAUCCUGGGUCCUCUGCGAGGCAAACCGGAUCCCAAAAGCCAAUCACCCCCCUCUCCUUCGCGAGGGCGCCCCACCUCUCAAGAUGAAUGCUCACAAACAGUUCAUGAUGCUGACAUUGCUGCGAAUGAUGUAGCUUCACCUCCACCUCCUGUCAAUGGCACACCCACUCCUGCUAUGGAAUCCCCCGCGGCUAGCAGCCCGGGUUCCCCAUUCGUCGAGCGCAGCAACCCAAUGGGUGGGGCCGGUGCCCAGACCGUCAGCUCCAAAGAUCCCAAGGCUGUGGCCCAAGCUGCCACAGACAUGAAGAACGUUGUUCGCCGAAAGCUGACGGGCUACGUUGGUUUUGCCAACCUGCCCAACCAAUGGCACCGCAAGAGUGUUCGCAAAGGAUUCAACUUCAAUGUGAUGGUUGUCGGUGAAUCGGGACUCGGAAAAUCGACUCUCGUCAACACCUUGUUCAACACCUCUCUCUACCCCCCCAAGGAGCGUACCGGCCCAAGCCAUGACAUUAUCCCCAAGACAGUGUCUAUUCAAUCCAUCAGUGCAGAUAUCGAAGAGAAUGGCGUCCGUCUUCGGCUGACUGUGGUCGACACACCCGGCUUUGGCGACUUCGUCAACAAUGAUGACUCGUGGCGUCCUAUCGUGGAGAACAUCGAGCAGAGAUACGAUGCCUACUUGGAGGCGGAGAACAAGGUUAACCGUACGAACAUCGUUGAUAACCGUAUUCACGCCUGUGUCUACUUCAUCCAGCCUACGGGCCACUCGCUCAAGCCUCUGGACAUUGAAGUCAUGCGUAGACUGCAUACCAAGGUCAACCUGAUUCCCGUCAUUGCUAAGGCCGAUACCCUGACAGACGAAGAAAUUGCCCUUUUCAAGCAAAGAAUUCUCGCAGAUAUCCAACACCACUCCAUCAAGAUCUUCGAGGGUCCUCGCUACGAGCUUGACGAUGAGGAGACUAUUGCAGAGAACCAAGAAAUUAUGUCCAAGGUUCCUUUCGCCGUUGUCGGUGCCAAUACCGAGGUCGCGACGGCCGACGGCCGUAAAGUACGCGGCCGUAGCUAUCCUUGGGGUGUCAUUGAGGUCGACAACGAGGAACACUGCGACUUUGUCAAGCUGCGUCAGAUGCUGAUCCGCACCCACAUGGAAGAACUCAAGGAACACACCAACAACACUCUCUAUGAGGAUUACCGCUCCGAGAAGCUUACCCAGAUGGGUGUUGCGCAGGACCCAAGCGUCUUCAAGGAGGUCAACCCGGCUGUCAAGCAGGAGGAAGAGCGUGCCCUGCACGAGCAGAAACUCGCCAAGAUGGAGGCAGAGAUGAAGAUGGUGUUCCAGCAGAAGGUUGCAGAAAAGGAAAGCAAGUUGAAACAGAGCGAGGACGAAUUAUAUGCCCGACAUCGCGAGAUGAAGGACCAACUGGAACGCCAACGCCAGGAGUUGGAAGAAAAGAAGUCCCGUCUCGAGAGUGGACGGCCGAUCGAAGAGAAAGGGAAGAGGAAGGGCUUUUCUCUCCGUUAA